GCCGCGGCCACACCGGGAAGGGCUCCAGGCGCUAUGGCGGCGGCUGCGCGCAAGGUUGGAGGAAACUUCCUGCGGCCGGUGGCCUCCUGAGCGGCAGAGCGACCGAGGGGGAGCGCCCGGGCCCGGCAGCCAGGCCUCUCCCGCCGCCGGGGCAGCGGAGCCGCACUGGGCGGGCGGAGAGCGCGGGGGUGCGCAGCGGGCCCGCCUCAUGCGCAGUCACCUGCGGAGGGGCUGAGCGGAGCCGCCGCCGCCGCGCCCCGCGCCGGGGGCUCCGGGCGAGCACUUCCCGGGGCUGCCCCCGCUGCCCGGCCCUGCGGAGCCGCCGCCGAGGGACGCACAACGACCCCACCACCGGCCGGAGCCGCGGCCGGGGAGCGACCUGUCAGGGCACCUCGCAGGCCGGCCCCCAGAACCCUUCCCACGCGUCGGUUUGUCCCCGGGAGAAGGCGAGUUGGGAGCCUCUCCAUGCCUUAUCAAGUUCCUUAUCUGAGCGGCUCCCAGAGGCUGUAGAACAGUUCAGCUUUAUCUGGUGUAAGGGAGAAAAACAGUGUAGCUCUCGCACUCCAUCCUGUAUCGAGGACCACCUAUUCUGCUGGGGUUUAUCACACGAAGAUGAUGAAAUGUGGAUUGCUGGGUGAACCAUUAGGUCUCUGUUGUGAAACGAGGGCUUUGUAUUCGCCUUCCAGUUCCUGAUCUGUGCCGUGUGUGAGAGGACGCUAAUCUUUCUCCUUCAUUCCCCUUCCCUAAACCUUUCCUUGCUUCCAUGUUGCAUUGGUCAGACUUUUGGUCAGUGUUGUUUACGGAAGGAGGGGGGAAGAAGGCAGUUGAGGUUACAAACAAAAGUACUUGUAUGACUCAUCUACUUGGAUUUAAGACAUUGUAUCCUUCUUUCACGGGGCCUUUGCUUCUCUCUGAAGGAAUCAGAUGCUUUUUCCUAUUCUUCCAGAGGAGGAUGGAUUGAAAGUUGUACGUUUUAGACUUUUUUUGGGCCACUGCUGAUAUUAUUAAAAGACAUAAUGGGACUUUUUCACUGGAUUAUUGCCAGAAUUAGUUUACACACUGAAACAAUGAGUUGUUAGGCCUCUCAUAUGAUAAUAUUUGUCCUGCUUUAAUAUAAAGUUGCUGUGGAGGUGUUUUUAAAAUUGCGGAGGACAGUCUGCAUCAGAAGAGGCUCUCUUCAUCUCUGGUUGGUGUAGCAACCGCAAUCUGUCCUCGAUGCCUUCAGCCUUGGCCAUCUUCACUUGCCGCCCGAACUCCCACCCGUUUCAGGAGCGUCAUGUCUACCUGGACGAGCCUGUCAAGAUCGGCCGCUCGGUGGCUCGCUGCCGGCCAGCCCAGAACAAUGCCACCUUUGACUGCAAGGUGCUCUCCAGGAACCAUGCUCUGGUCUGGUUUGAUCACAAGACAGGCAAGUUCUAUCUUCAAGACACUAAAAGUAGUAAUGGUACCUUUAUUAAUAGUCAGAGACUGAGUAGAGGAUCUGAGGAAAGCCCACCAUGUGAAAUUAUGUCAGGUGACAUCAUCCAGUUUGGUGUAGAUGUGACGGAGAACACGCGGAAAGGUAAGGUGACCCAUGGAUGUAUAGUCUCCACAAUCAAACUGUUCCUUCCAGAUGGAAUGGAAGCUCGAUUGCGAUCAGAUGUUAUCCAUGCACCAUUACCAAGUCCUGUUGACAAGGUUGCUGCUAACACUCCCAGUAUGUAUUCUCAGGAAUUGUUUCAGCUUUCACAGUAUCUACAAGAAGCCUUACAUCGGGAACAAAUGUUGGAACAGAAGCUGGCAACCCUUCAGCGACUGCUUGCUGUCACACAAGAGGCUUCAGAUACUAGUUGGCAGGCUUUAAUAGAUGAAGACAGGCUGCUAUCAAGACUAGAGGUUAUGGGAAAUCAAUUACAAGCUUGUUCAAAGAAUCAAACAGAAGACAGUAUACGAAAAGAGCUUAUAGCAUUACAGGAAGACAAACACAACUAUGAGACAACAGCCAAAGAGUCCCUGAGGCGGGUCCUUCAGGAGAAAAUUGAAGUGGUCAGAAAACUAUCUGAAGUGGAGCGGAGUUUAAGUAACACAGAAGAUGAAUGUACACACCUGAAAGAAAUGAAUGAGCGGACUCAGGAAGAAUUAAGGGAAUUAGCUAAUAAGUACAAUGGAGCUGUAAAUGAAAUUAAAGAUCUUUCUGACAAGCUAAAGGUAGCAGAAGGAAGACAAGAAGAAAUCCAACAAAAAGGACUGGCUGAGAAAAAGGAAUUGCAGCAUAAAAUAGAUGAAAUGGAAGAAAGAGAGCAAGAGCUUCAAGCAAAAAUAGAAGCUUUGCAGGCUGAUAACGACUUCACCAAUGAGCGGCUGACUGCUUUACAAGUACGGUUAGAACACCUGCAAGAGAAAACUCUUAAAGAACACAACAGCUUAGGCAUACAAGUUGACGACUUCAUACCUAAAAUAAAUGGGAGCACAGAGAAAGAGCACUUUCUUUCAAAGAGUGGAGGGGACUGCACUUUUAUUCAUCAGUUCAUAGAAUGUCAGAACAAGAUCAUAGAUGAAGGACAUCUAACCAAAGUGGAAGAAACAAAGCUUUUGAAAGAAAACCAAGCACGAGUCAAAGAAUCGAACGAUUUGUCUGACACCCUUAGCCCGAGCAAGGAAAAAAGCAGCGACGACACUACAGAUGCUCAAAUGGAUGACCAAGAUCUAAAUGAACCUAUUGUCAAAGUAGCUCUUCUAAAAGAUGAAUUGCAGGGUGCACAAUCAGAAACUGAGGCUAAGCAAGAAAUUCAGCAACUGCACAAGGAGCUGAUUGAAGCCCAAGAGCUAGCUAGGACAAGUAAACAAAAAUGCUUUGAACUUCAAGCUCUCUUGGAAGAAGAGAGAAAAGCAUAUCGAGUGCAAGUUGAAGAAUCCAACAAGCAAAUAAAUGCUCUGCAAGCUCAGUUGCGAAGGUUACAAGAAGAAAUUGAGAAUCUUCGCAAGGAGAAGGAGAAUGAAAUUUCAACCACUCGAAAUGAACUAGUCAGUGCUCAAAAUGAGAUUCUGUCACUUCAAAAAGUAGCAGAAAAAGCAGCCUCAGAACGAGACACAGAUAUUUCUGCCUUGCAAGCUGAGCUGCAGACGGUGCGAGCGGAGCUUGACCGCUGGAGGAACGAUGCCUCGGACUAUGAGAAAGAAAUUGUCAGUCUGCAAUCCCGGUUCCAGCUCAAGUGCCAGCAGUGUGAGGAGCAGCAGAGGGAGGAGGCCUCUCGCCUGAAAGAUGAACUUGAAAAGUUGAAGGCAGAGUGGAUUGCUCUGGAAGCUGAAUGUGUUAAACUGAGGAAGGAAAAUACUUCACUUACAUCUGAACUUCAGCGACAAGAGAAGGAGCUUUCUAGCUCUCAGAAACAGAGUUUAGCACUAACCAGCGAUAUAAGUGUUCUUGAAAUGUCUCGGAAGGAACUUGAAAAUCAGAUGGGAUCAUUGAGAGAAAAACAUCAACGGGAUGCAGCCAGUCUGAAAACUCAACUCAGUGAAGCUGAAAGUCAAGCAAAAGAUUUUCAGAAAGAGUAUGAAAGAACACAGACUGUGCUCUCAGAGCUGAAGGCCAAGUAUGAGGUGGCUGAACAACAAAACCAGUCACUCACGGAGGAGCUCAAACAAUGUAAAGAAAACCUGAAGCUGCUACAAGAAAAAGGAAACAAUCCUUCCAUAUUACAACCCGUCCCAGCCGUAUUCAUCGGCCUAAUCCUGGCUUUCCUGUAUUGGUGUUACGGCCCAUUGUGGUAGCGAAAGAGACAAUGGCCUUGGAUGCCUGUGAUGGCAGCUUUGGUUGCUGUAACAGCCGUGGUGCUGUACCCAGGCCUAACCAGAGCUUCUCCAUGAGAACUGUUGUUGAAUCCAUACACCGUCCUCCCUUUAGAAGCUGGCAACAUUCAUAUACUGAGGGAAAACAGAUUAAUUCUCUUCCUUUUUACCUCUUAAUACAGCACAGCUCUGCGUGAGAACAGCAGUAGGGUCAUUUGCUUUAAACUGUAUAAAAUGUAUCUGUCUAUAAAGAGGGAAUAAAAUUGUGAUUCAUCAUUCUGUGAGCAAUAUUUUUGCUUACAACUUCAUGCAAGUUUUAAAUUAGUAUGUUGGGAUUCUGAGUACUAUAAUGGUGGCCUAAAGCAGGCUUCUUGGUACCAAAUUAUUUAUAAUGGCUAGGGUUGUGGACACUGACUUUAGAAUCCGAUUGCUAGACUUAAAAGGAAAAUACUGAUUUGGUCAUCCAAGCCAAGUAACCUUGCAAAUACUUGGGAAACAGAUGCAGUAUGCUCAGUGCCUUUCAGUAUGAUCUAUUUUUUUUUAAACUAGUGUAUCAUUUUACUUGCUGUUAGUCACUGAGCUGUUGGGAACAAGACAUAAGAAAACUUCUCUUACUACGCCUUUCGAAGGAAGCAUAUUUUUCUUUCAUAAGGAUUGCUUUAUUAAUGGGUUUUGGGAAUAAACACAAUUCAUGUCCAGCCUUAAAGAGAUAGAGAUGCAGAUGGUGAAGACCAGCCUCAAGUAUUUAGUGUGCGCGUGUGCGAGUGUAAGCAUGUGUGUGUUCUUGAGUGGACUGAGGUGUUUCUGGGAGCAAGUACUUGGUCAUUUGAUGGACAUAGUGCAUUGAUUCAACUUAUGUUAACUUUAGUUUGAAUGUAAUUUAUUAAAUUUCAUAUAUUUAAAGAGAUACGUUCUUUAAAAGUAUGAAUACCUUCUCACAUAUCACAUGUAUCAGUUUAUUUUUUCAGUCAUUUGAUACCUUCUGACUUGAGCUGGAGAAGCUCUUUAGAAUAAGCUUUUGUGGACGUAACUUUUAUUAAGAGAACUGCUACAGUACGUCUGUGAUAGCUGAGAAAAUCUAGAUACAGAAAAUACUACAAAAUUGGAAUCAUACCUGAUGAAGCGUUGUCAGGUGAUGAUUUUAAUUUGGUAGUAAAAUUUUGUGGCUCCUUAUCACAUGGCUGUAAGUAUGAUGCAGUGGUCCCCAUUACAAAGUUUAUUUUCCUUAUCUAAGUAAUAUAACUAUUGCUAUUUGCUGACUUUUGGUGGGAAUCACUGUAGUUAGUGCUGAAUUAAAUGUAGACAGUAGUUGUCUUGUUCAGCUCAACAGUUCUGUCAAAAAAGUUUAUUAAAGACUUAAAUAAGAUGUUAAAGAAUGGUAAAGUGAUAUGGCUCUGCUAAAAGAAACUUCAAAAUAGGGAAGUAAUCUCAGCAAUUCAAUUGGCUUUAAAGGAUGUUAUGGCAAUCGACAGAUAGUUUAAAUAUUUAAAUAGAAAUUUAGUAUAUAAUUUACUUUGUGAGGUUUUAAGGGUCAUUGUCCUUUAAUUAAAGGUUCUAUCUUAAGUUACGUGGGAUUUGCUAAUGGGAGGAUUAUUAGUUGGAGAAAAUAGUCCACAAGUGACUUGUAGAAAAUAACUAUUGUCAUUUAGUUCAUUCAUUUCAUCUUUUUCAUCCUUUUCAGUUGCAGGAAGCCACCCAACCACAGAACACUCGUAUGCCAGUGGUACUUAGUACCUCUUGUAUAUAGGUUAUUGCAAAUAUUGUUCUGAAAUGCUUAACUUCAGAAUUACAUUUUUUUAAGUAAUUAAUUGUUUUAAAUCUAUUUUGUAAAGAUAUAAAAAUACAAUAGAAUUUCUGGAGUACAGAUUAAACUAUUUGCACUAACACACGUGAUGUGCAUGAUUUAAUAAAAUAACUUUACUCUCCCUA
Zonotrichia leucophrys gambelii is the source of this 5697-nucleotide messenger RNA. RefSeq names its product sarcolemma associated protein (gene SLMAP). Bases 1216 to 3750 code for a protein of 844 amino acids. Gene Ontology annotation, biological process: single fertilization; acrosome assembly. The transcript is spliced from 25 exons. Gene Ontology annotation, molecular function: protein binding. Lineage: Eukaryota; Metazoa; Chordata; Aves; Passeriformes; Passerellidae. The record is from RefSeq and is a predicted model, not a curated record. Gene Ontology annotation, cellular component: acrosomal membrane.